This is a messenger RNA of Lactuca saligna, 363 nucleotides long. The record is from the annotation of a GenBank genome assembly. NCBI's taxonomy places the organism in Eukaryota, Viridiplantae, Streptophyta, Magnoliopsida, Asterales, Asteraceae.
AUGAUCGAGGACGAGCCCAAGGGAGAUCAGGGGGGAGCACUCGACGUUGGACCUGAAGUGGAACAGGACGAAUAUGUGAUAAUUGAUUUUGAAUAUGACGAGUCUGACCAGGAGUUAGACAAAGAGAAGGGCGUAGAGGAGGCACGUAGUGAACCCCAGUUGUCGAAAGCCCCGCCAGAUUCCUGCACAGUUCAAAGGGUUGAUACAAACUAUCUACGCUCUCUCGAUGAGGCAAUUAUCAGCCUCAAGCUUCAACUUAUUACGGCCAAGGCAAGGGCUGUACAAGCCGAGCAAAGGGUAGAGGUAAUCACCCAAGAGGCGGAUGAACUGGUAGAACUCCUGAUACGCCAGCUCGACGAUUGA